Messenger RNA from Linum tenue, 783 nucleotides. The record is from the annotation of a GenBank genome assembly. Lineage: Eukaryota; Viridiplantae; Streptophyta; Magnoliopsida; Malpighiales; Linaceae.
AUGUCGUCUGAAGGUGUUCAACCAGCUGCUGCUACUCAACUUAAUGGAAAUGGUGCAAAUGGACCUGUGCUUGCACCUGCAAUCGACAACAACAAUAACAAUGGGGAGGCUGUCCCAGCAGUAGUUGCCCCUACAAACCAGCAGAAUGGUAAUGUUGAGGAGGUAAUUGAUCUUGGUAAGCUUAAAAGUCCUGUUUGGGCUCACUAUACCAAGAUUCGAUUGAAUGGUGUUGUGAAGGCUAAAUGCAACUACUGUAAGAAGUUGUUAGUUGGGGAAUCAAACAAUGGUACUACUCAUCUAAAGAACCAUACGAGAAUCUGUGUUCAAAAGAAAAUUAGGGAUGGUAGUCAAAAGAUUCUCGGCCCUCACUAUUUGGCUCAAGGAAAACAAGACUUGGUUGCCACUGCUUUCAACGCUGAUUUUUCGAAAAGGGAACUUGCAAUUGCUAUUACGAUGCAUGAGUAUCCCUUAUCAAUUGUUGAGCAUCUGUAUUUCAAGAGAUUUGUGUGCUCUCUGCAGCCAUUGUUUACUGUACCAAGUAGGGGCACUAUAAAAAAAGAGGUGUUUAAGAUGUAUGAUAUUGAGAGGGCUAAGCUUCAGAGUGUGCUUGAUAACAAUAUAGGUCGAGUAGCAAUCACUACCGACAUGUGGACUGCCACUUCCCAAAAGAAGGGAUAUAUGGCUGUUACUGCUCACUAUAUCGACAACUCUUGGAUGCUUAGGAGUCACAUACUUAGGUAUGAUAUACGUACCUGUUUUUUAUUGUAUUUUAAUCAUUGUUGA